ACAAUGUUUAAAUGUUGUUUUAAACAAUCUAUCGAAAAGAAAACGAUAGAAAAUCAUAGUGAUCAUGAUAUGAUUCAACGAACAUACCGAAAUUCUGCAAGUAGUAUUAUUCGAAUAUUACUUUUGGGUACCGGUGAAUCCGGUAAAAGUACACUAAUAAAACAAAUAAAAAUUUCAUAUGUGAGGUUAUAUACAACUGAGGAAAAAAAAAGUUUUAUUUCCGAUAUUCGACAUACAUUACAUGAAAUUGUUUAUGAGAUAGCGAUUUAUAUUAAAAGAAAUAAUUUAUGGAAUCAAUUGGACGAAAAUACAUCUCAUAGUGUUAAUUAUUUAUUAAACUGGGGAGAAUUAGGACCAUCAACUUAUUUAAAGGAGUAUUUUGAUAAUGUUUUCCAAUUAUGGCAAAAUGCUUUCAUACAAUCAUCCAAGGAUAUUUUUUUUAGCUCUGACAUAAUUGAUUGUGGAAAUUACUUCUUAGGUCGAUUGAAAGAUAUAAGCAAACCAAAUUAUGUUCCAAACGAUGAAGAUAUAUUAAAAUGUCGUAAACCAACGAAGGAGAUACAAAAAAUAUCGUUUCGAAUGAAAUUACCUCGUGCUUAUGGAAAGUUGAAUCAAGAAUUUUGGAUGUUUGAUGUCGGUGGACAACGUAAUGAACGGCGAAAAUGGAUACAGACUUUUGCUGGAGUACAUGCGGUUUUGUUUUUAGUUGCAACAAGUGAAUUUAAUCAAACUUUGAGAGAGGAUAAUACACAAAAUCGAUUAAAAGAGUCCUUAACUUUAUUUCAAGAAGUUUGGACUAGUAGAUUUUUACUUUACUCUGGAUUCAUUUUAUUUUUAAAUAAACAAGAUGUCUUGAGAACAAAAAUUGAAAAUGAUGUACGAUUAGAAGAUUAUUUUCCAAAAUUUAAGGAUUGGAAACGUCAAAGGAGUCAUUUGAAUAAUUAUGAACAGGCAAAAACUUUUAUUAGAGAGGAAUUUAUGGUAAUUAUUUAUUUUUAUUUCAUAUUUUAAAACACGGUUCUGAGCUACCUGCAGAUUUUCGUUGAUAUAAAUUGUCUUAGGCCGAGCAUUAAUUGAGACGCUGUUUGGUGUGGUGACGUCACAAAAUUUUAUAAAGAUGGAGUUAAAGCUGAAACUGCGUACCGUAUUCUCACCAAGCUGCGUUUCAUUUGGCGUUCAGCAUUACUUAAUUCAUAUUAAAAAUAUGCACUAAACCAUUUCUAGUUGUACAUCGUAACAUUGAACCAAGUCUUUUUAAACGCUAUCUCAGACGUGCAAGUAAAUUGCUCUAGGCCUAUAUACUAUUUCAGGGGUGCCCAACCUGCGUUAUGCGAAUCACAUAUUCGGUUCUUUGAAGGAUUAUUUGUGGCUCUCAAUAAAUG
This is a messenger RNA of Chrysoperla carnea, 1382 nucleotides long. Its product is annotated as guanine nucleotide-binding protein G(f) subunit alpha-like. Gene Ontology annotation, molecular function: GTPase activity; G protein-coupled receptor binding; G-protein beta/gamma-subunit complex binding. The coding region runs from base 4 to 1011 and encodes 335 amino acids. The transcript has 6 exons. Gene Ontology annotation, cellular component: heterotrimeric G-protein complex. Gene Ontology annotation, biological process: adenylate cyclase-modulating G protein-coupled receptor signaling pathway. The record is from RefSeq and is a predicted model, not a curated record. Lineage: Eukaryota; Metazoa; Arthropoda; Insecta; Neuroptera; Chrysopidae.